Molecule: messenger RNA, 483 nt
Organism: Aspergillus oryzae RIB40
Lineage: Eukaryota; Fungi; Ascomycota; Eurotiomycetes; Eurotiales; Aspergillaceae
Exons: 1
Coding region: 1-483 (160 amino acids)
Source: RefSeq, a predicted model, not a curated record
AUGGAGAUCAUCAUCUUCCACAAAUACAUAAUGCUCAGCUAUUCUGCUGGUGGCCCUUACAAACCAGACCAACCUCCUCGAUCAAAGACCUUUUCACACACUGCCUCCUACAAACCGCCGAAGAAGAUGAAGUCUCUCACUAUCUUUCUUUUCUCCCUCCUUGUGCUCAUCGCAACAACUGCUGCCGACGAAAUCACAAAGCGCAAAAGGCUUAUCGAAUGCGCGAACAAAGAAUUGGACAAGGAGAAUGCCGGAUGGAAACUUCAGGGUGACGAAUUGGAGAAAUUGAAAAAGAUCAUAGACGACGAGGUCUUGAAGGAGCCCCUCAAAUCACAUACCGCGGAAGAACAAGCAAAAGUCCUGAAGGAAAUUGAAGACGCCGGGAAGAAAGACCUGCCAAAAGUUUCAGUCAAACAGCUGGACAAGAUUAUGGCUAAACUGAAAGAACACUCUAUGCAUUGCGCCAAGGAGAUGAGGAGUUAG